AUCGACUUCCAGUGAUCCUAUACUGUUUAAAUAAGAGAAUAAAAUCUAUUUAAAUGGAUUAAUAUAACGUUUUACCUGAAAUUUUAGCACUGAGCCCUAAGAAACUGUACGCAUGAAUACUUACUCUGGUGCGCUGUGUCUGGCGCAGUGCAGAGUGGGCACACUGACCGCUAAAGCAGCUUUAGGGACUCCAUUCUGAAUGGAGUCAUGCACCGCGUCUGCAUCCCAGUUUAGACUAAUCAUUUAAUUCCAUAAAACACCAUGAAAAUGAAUACGGAUCGAUUCAACCUCACUGUUGACGAGUAUUUAGCUGAAACGAAUGUCCUCUUCUAUCUCAACGAUGCAGUCACACAGCUACUUGAACAUAAAGAGGAAUACACUCAGUUUGGUGUGGCCCGAUAUUUUGCAGAAUAUUUUACCAGUGUGAAGAAUGGGAAUCAUGUGCUCUUCAGGGAAUUCAGUUACAUCAAGGCGACUUCUCACAACAGAGAGUCCUUCAUCCAUAUCUUCUGGAAAUGCUUCAGACAGAUUGGAAAGAAUGGGGAUCUGUUGGCAAUGGCAGAAUAUAGUUCACUUUUACAGCUGUUGUGUGCUGACUUUCCUACUGAGAUGGUACAAAAUGCAGCCAGGAUUGUCCUGAUAGAAGAUGCCACUGACUGUCUAAUGUCAUUCUCAGAUUUUAUUUAUUCAUUCCAAAUCCAGUUCUAUUUUGAAGAGUUUGUGGAGAGUGUGUCUGUGAUUUACCAAGACCUGCUGUCUGGGAAGAGCCCAAACACUGUCAUAGUCCCGACCUCCACCUCGGUGGAGCAGUUAUCCAGCGCAGCCAACGAGGAGCCGGACGCUCAAGGCGGCGUAGACUCCUCCAUCUUUUGUGAAUGUAUAGAAGGACUUUGUGAGAGGUUUAAACACAAGUUUCCUUCCACUGUUGCCAUUAAGGAGAUAUUAGAGAGCAGUCAGCGAGUGUCUUUCUAUGGCUUCCUGAUGGCCUUGGCCAAACAUGAGGGAGUAAACCAAGACAUCGGUGCUCUUCCCAAUAAACCGGACCUGCUGAUUGAUCCAGAGAUGGACCAGGAGCUGGAGAGACUCAUAGCUCAAGUCGCCAUCAGCCCGACCUCCAACAACAACAGCAGCAGCAGCGCUGCGGGACAGAAGGAAACGUCCAAGAAGGCCUCACCGCGCAAGUCCCUGCACCAACGCAAAAGGAUCGAAAUGGAGAGUGAUGGUUCCACGGAGGAGACCGACUCUUCUGAGAAUUAACAUGCACAGACCUGCUUGUGAGCAUCUUAAUGUUUUUUUUUAGACAACUGUGCCGGUUCACUAAUUUGAUUAGAAAAAUGAUCUUCCAAUAGUGCUGAUACGUGUCUGUGUUCACUACUUUCCAGUUCUAUGGGCUUCUCUGUAACCCAACUACUUCUGUUGCUGAAGCAAAAAAAUAAACAAACCAGCCUGCCAUGUUGUGCCUGAAAUGUCAAAAAUUUAUAUGAACUUGUUUGUAGAAAUGUAAAAAAAUAUAGUAGUAGAGAAAUUGAUCUGUGAUGUACAUUUAGAGGUUAAACCCAGAGAAUG
Messenger RNA from Sinocyclocheilus rhinocerous, 1566 nucleotides. RefSeq names its product centriolar satellite-associated tubulin polyglutamylase complex regulator 1 (gene cstpp1). The record is from RefSeq and is a predicted model, not a curated record. The transcript has 9 exons. Bases 262 to 1257 code for a protein of 331 amino acids. NCBI's taxonomy places the organism in Eukaryota, Metazoa, Chordata, Actinopteri, Cypriniformes, Cyprinidae.